AUGGCCACCAACCAAGAAAGAAAGCUCUCGAAAGAUGUUGUCAAGGCCAUUGGCGCCAUGCCUCUAUGGGCUUGGGACCCUUCCUAUGCAUCUCUUCACAGGAAGGCCCUUCCCGAAGCCAUUGACGAAGACGACGAAGAGCAAAGCUUUCGACAGUUUGUGGACAUGGGAAAGCGAGAACCCAAUGCCCGUGGAACAGGAAGAUGGCUAGUGACAAGAGAACGCAAUUCAAUUGCAAUUGUCUGCAUUGGAGACGUGGAGGAGGCAACGGUUCAGGGAGUCAAGUCCUAUCUUUCAGCAUUCUUCUAUGGUAGGAUGCAGGUGGAAUUGCAUUCAUCCUUCCCAAAUGUGCAUGUCCAAGAAGACGAUAAAUCAAUUUCGUCAAAGGAGAAAGGCACCAAGAAAGACAAGAAUGCAAAGCCAAAGGAUGACUCUACUCUAAUAAUGGGCUCGUAUGCAUACUCCGUUCAACAGGCAAACGUGGAUGGUGAGCUAUGCUUCGAAGUGUUUUCCCUCUUUGACAUGCUGGCAUAUGCCGUAGACGACGACGAAAAACAUAGUAACCCCUACUACUGCGUCAUUGCUCUGGUCAAUCAUGGCCUCUGCGAACAAGUGGACGACGAAUACCUGGCUGUUUUGGGUCGUGCUUGUGGCGAUCGUGUCUGUGUCGUCGACGCACGACAUGCCAGUGCUACAACAAAGAAGGGCACACACAUCAGCAAGAAUUCAGUAUCUGUGACCCAAACGGUUGCCAAACGAAACCUUCGGACACUACUAGCGACAACGGCUCAUGAAACCUUACACUGUUUCGGUUUGGAUCAUUGCAUCACUUGGCAAUGUCUCAUGAAUUCUCACCAAGUCGACGAACAUGAAUUCUUAUUUUUGUCCCCACUCAACUUGAAGAAACUAGUCUAUGCCAUGCUUCCUCCUUCGGAUCAAACAAAACAAGGAAAUGAUACGAUGCUGGUGAAUCGCUACGUCAUUCAGCGGUACAAUGCAUUGGGGGGUGUUUUAAAGAGUCUUGGCUUCUCCAAAGACGCUACUUGGGCCUAUCGCAAAGCAUCAUUGGUAGAAGAAGCUACAAAGGGUAGUGGUGGAGGAAGAAACGUGGCGCCCGUGUCUAGUAGAAAUAAUACUAGAGACCACCACGGAGGAGGCUCGCGGAAGAAGAAACAACAACGCAAGAUGUAUUGA
Molecule: messenger RNA, 1194 nt
Organism: Cylindrotheca closterium
Lineage: Eukaryota; Bacillariophyta; Bacillariophyceae; Bacillariales; Bacillariaceae
Source: the annotation of a GenBank genome assembly